GCCUGCACGGCGAGGCAGUACACCAGGCCUAUCUCUUCGGUGCCCUGGACGGCUGCAUUUAUUCCUGUCGCGCUGGCGAAGGCUUGGCAUUUACGCGUAUUGCCUGUUUCCCCAACGCUGCUGCUCGCGUACUCGCCCUCGCCGUCCUCCGCGACGUUGGCGGCGACGACGAUGAAGAGGCUUCUUCGGUGGCUGAAAUUCUGAUUGGCGUCUCCGACUCUGGCUGGUUGCUGAGUCUACACUUUUUAGUUAAACAAGAUGGGAUCGGAUUUUUAGAGGGCGGGGGAAGGGACGCUGGACGAUCCAGCUACCUUAACACAGCGCAGUCCACUGUGGUCCGCUGCCAGCCCUCUCCUUUCCCCCAACACCCCCCGCGUCCCAUUCCCCCACUGUUGGACACAGUCAGCGACACAUCGCCCCCGACUGCAUUAACUCUUGGCCUGGAGAGGGAUGCCGCCCAGAUACAGCAAGCUUUCCGUUGGCGGGAGACGAGCAUUGAGGAGUUCACACAAAUGCCAGUAGAACGUUUUGCGACUUUUAUUUCCAAAUUACAGCGGCCCUGUGAUGGUGCGAAGUCAGUGCCUGACUUGGACUCUUUGACGCCGCCUGAGCUACUUUUUGAAAUCCUCUCCGUCUCUGCACGGCCGUUGCGGCCGGAAGUUGAUCCGCUGCUCAUCCGCAUGGCAGACUUAUUUUCGGUUCAGAUUGAGGUGCACGACUGUGAGGCAGGAGCCGCAUUGCCCAAGUCCGACAGUGAGGCCACACCCUUCGUUUAUUCCUCUGUAGUACUGACCCAGACGGAGCCGUGGAAUGCAGCACCACCCGUACAAAUGAAAGCUACUGUGUCCGAGAGUUGCGCUGAAUUCAUUCGUCAGAUCGAUUGUCCCUCCGAGCACCUACUUGAUCUGACCAAAAGAAAUCCAGGUGACCGAGAUCAGGAAGUUGCCGUCUUCCUCCAACUUUCCCCAGUGCCAUUUCGCUCACAUCUCCGUCCAACAGCCACGCCAUCCGAUUAUUUUGCGCUCAGAGUUCCUCUACGACGUCAGUUACUCCGUCGGCGCAUUGGCGUACUUGACUGGCUACGGCCGUCACAAAAGACCUGUUUUCCAUCGGAUUCCUGGUUUAGUCUUCCGCUGAGGCUACGUACUGCUCAAGCGCUUGACGUACUUUGGGGUAAGCAUUUGACCAAGUUGGCUACUCAGAUGUGCGACGGAGAUCCCCCUCCUGUAGCUGUUGUCUGUUUCUUUUUGUUUUUAUGUACUACCACUGUAACUAAUAUUGCUAAUACUGCUGCUGCUGUUACUCCUACUAUAACUACUCGCUCUAUAUUAUUAUGA
Messenger RNA from Dibothriocephalus latus, 1337 nucleotides. The record is from the annotation of a GenBank genome assembly. NCBI's taxonomy places the organism in Eukaryota, Metazoa, Platyhelminthes, Cestoda, Diphyllobothriidea, Diphyllobothriidae.